This is a messenger RNA of Trypanosoma cruzi, 474 nucleotides long. RefSeq names its product surface protease GP63, putative. The record is from RefSeq and is a predicted model, not a curated record. Gene Ontology annotation, biological process: cell adhesion; proteolysis. Lineage: Eukaryota; Euglenozoa; Kinetoplastea; Trypanosomatida; Trypanosomatidae. Gene Ontology annotation, molecular function: metalloendopeptidase activity. Gene Ontology annotation, cellular component: membrane. The coding region runs from base 1 to 474 and encodes 157 amino acids. The transcript has a single exon.
AUGCAUCUCAGGGUGCAGGAUGCGUUGCAGGUGUGCAGCGUCGUCUGGAAGGGCCCAUGGGUGCCCGUCCGCAUCAAGACGUCAACAACAGACCCGUGUGACAGCAGGAGGCACUGCGUCUUCUCCUGGUCUCACGCAAUGAAUUCAUUGAAUGACAAUCGCCACUGUGAGGAUAGUGUUCUAUUCUUUGCGCACGGUAAUAUCCUUGCCGAGGAGGCUAUCCCUGCUGCUGUCCAACUGCAUGCGGAUCGUCUGCUCGUCCGGCCACUGGAGGGUCCGUUGAUUGUGCCCCCAUUUGCCACGAGCAGCGUUUGCAGUUGGUUCACGGUGCCUGCUGGGCAUCUUUCCGCUGGUGUUGCCGUUUCUGUCAUAGCGCAGUGCGUGGCUGCUGUGCUGGGUGGUGUGUGGGCACUGCCGUGCGCCACGCUGGAGGAUGGCCGUCCAGUCGCUGGCGCCAUGCACUUUGCCUGUUAG